Messenger RNA from Synchiropus splendidus (mandarinfish), 7748 nucleotides. RefSeq names its product muscleblind-like splicing regulator 2 (gene mbnl2). NCBI's taxonomy places the organism in Eukaryota, Metazoa, Chordata, Actinopteri, Syngnathiformes, Callionymidae. The record is from RefSeq and is a predicted model, not a curated record. The transcript is spliced from 10 exons. Gene Ontology annotation, molecular function: metal ion binding. The coding region runs from base 818 to 1972 and encodes 384 amino acids.
AGUGUAAUAGCCAGAUAGUUGGAGUACACACUAUACUGCUUCCUGCUUGCCUCCUCGCCUGCCUGCCUGCCUGCCUCGCUCACCGCUUGCUUGCUCCGUUCAGAGAGAGGGAGACAUCCAGAGAAAUCCCUGUCCAAGCAUGGACCUCCGGCUGCAGUCGGACUGACAACAGCUCACAUGGUCAUUAACUCCAGUUGCUGAGGCAGAAGGGAGAGCUCAGUGUCACAGAACACCGGAGUCUCCUGUGUUUGGGACAGCAGAACUACCCGACAUACCAGAUUGCUGACAGAAAGUGCCUUGUGAAUUGACGUCAUUGAAGUUGCUUCUUCAGACCUUUGUCACAGAAGUCGUGACAGGACAGAGCUCGAAUUCAGCCUUUGCAGACCUCUAUGUUUGUCUUUGUUGCUGCUUAGUGUCAAGACCACACCAAGGUGGAGUCGCAGCCCUGCUGGCUGCCGUGCCCCAAGCUCUGAAAGGAGGACUAAAAAGUACUGUGUGCAACUGCACGAGCAAGAAAAAACACACAACUCAUGGCCCCAGUCUGUUGUUAUGCCAUGUCAGCCUUUAGACAGUGAACCCGUUUGAGCGAUUCGUCAUCUGUUGACAUUUCAAGUCUAAUCUCGAUAGAGCCACUUAACUGCACGUUAUCUCCAGGCACUUUACAUUUGGAGGUUGGCACCUCUUUUAAUAUAAUUCCAUGCAGAGGUGGCCUAAGCAUUCAUCUUUUUUUACGUAACUCUUUUUAAAACCCCCAUAAGAGGAUCAUAUCCUCCCGAAACCCAACAACUCCUCAAGGCGGCUGUCUGCUACAUUUGCCAUGGCUCUCAACAUCGCAUCGAUACGUGACACAAAAUGGCUGACCCUGGAAGUGUGCCGACAGUUCCAGAGAGGGACAUGUUCACGCAGCGACGAAGAAUGCAAAUUUGCUCACCCAUCCAAAAGCUGCCAGGUGGAGAACGGGAGAGUCAUUGCAUGUUUCGAUUCAUUAAAGGGUCGCUGCACGAGAGAGAACUGCAAAUAUCUGCACCCGCCGUCUCACCUGAAGACCCAGCUGGAGAUCAAUGGACGAAAUAACCUGAUACAGCAAAAGACCGCCGCCGCCAUGUUGGCUCAGCAGAUGCAGUUCAUGAUCCCCGGCACCACCAUGCAGCCUGUGCACACCUUCCCGGUCAGCCAGGGCCUAGGUUCCAGUACUGGCCUGAGUUACGCACCCUACCUGACGCCGAUGUCGCACAGCAUGGGCCUGGUGCCCACUGACAUCCUGCCCACCACCCCGGUCAUCGUUCCUGGCAGCCCACCCGUUUCCGUCACGGCCAGCUCCUCCACAAACCAGAAACUGCUGCGUACUGACAAGCUGGAGGUGUGUCGUGAGUUCCAGAGAGGCAACUGCGCUCGCGGCGAGACGGACUGCCGCUUCGCUCACCCCAGCGACAGCCCCAUGAUCGACACCAGUGACAACACGGUCAGAGUCUGCAUGGACUACAUCAAGAGUCGAUGCUCCCGCGAGAAGUGCAAGUACUUUCACCCUCCGGCUCACCUGCAGGCCAAGAUCAAGGCGGCCCAACAUCAGGCCAACCAGACGGCUGUAGCUGCACAAGCCGCUGCCACCACUGCAGCCAUGACUCAGUCGACUGCCAAAGCAAUGAAGCGACCCCUCGAGGCAACUGUAGAACUGGCCUUCCCUCACGGCGUCCUUCAGCCGCUACCAAAGCGACCGGCGCUUGAGAAAAGCAACGGAGCGAGUUCCCUCUUCAAUCCCAGUGUUUUGCACUAUCAGCAGGCGUUGGCCAACGCACAGCUCCAGCAGCCUGCUUUCUUUCCCACAGGGUCAGUCUUGUGCAUGACUCCUGCUAGCAGUCUUGUCCCAAUGAUGUACAGUGCUACGCCUGCUACUGUCUCUGCAGCAACAACUCCUGCCACAAGUGUCCCCUACGCAGCAACAGCACCAGCCAAUCAGAUCAUCCUGAAGUAAACAGAAGAGGAACCGAGUGUCACCAAGCUGCACUAGAAAACCCAAAAGAGCCCCUCUGUAAAUACUACCUGACCUCGCCUCUCGAGGUCCAGCAACCUGCAUGCUAAGAGAGUAACACUACUUACUGUAAGAACUGCAGUGCUGUUACACACACACACACACACACACAUACUUGGAUUGCUAUGAAAACACUAUGAUCGUAAAAUAGUCUCAAGAAUAGAAGUGUGACACGACGUGAGAUCAACUAUCGUUCCCCCAAAGCAUCCUUGUUUAUUAUUUAUUCUGCAAUCCUCGGCACAAAACUGAUUUGGAUCAAAAGAUAUUUGCACUACCGGAGGAAUAUAGUGCGUGGCGUCCAAGAGGGAACUAGCGCACAGACACACGAAUGCGCCCAAGAUGGAAGGGUUUCUUUCAUAUUUCCAAACUCCUCCGAGGCCAUUGAGAUGACGUCAUUUCUGGAAUCAUUUUGCCAAAGUUUGCAUGAGAUGAACUCUGGUUGGACCUCCUUUUCAUUUCCUGAGAACGCAAAUAUGACCCCUUUAUUCUUUGAGUCAUGGUGGCUGAUGGAGGUCCCGUAAGGACCAGGAUGUGCUCUGACAUACCAAGCCUUGUCUGAUCAGGAAGUCUGCCGGCAGACUGAGACACAAAACAAGGUCUUGUUGGAGGUGAAAACACCAGGCCGGGUAGGACUUUUUUUUUUUUUUUUUUUUUUGUUCAAGGAAAAUACAAGUGCUAAGAAAAAAAAAUGGUGCGUUUGACGCGCCAUGUCAAGCUAAAACAAUGACUUGAACUUGAACCGGAGGGCUAACCGUGAAGGUCAGUUGUCCUGUCCGACCCCACUAUCGCCGAUAAUCCUGUCUCAUUCUAGAAAAUGUAGAAGUGCCUGAAAAAAAUUCUGCUCAUCAACGACAUCCAGAAGAAUCGGAAGACACCGUGGUUGUUUGGCACCACCUUGAGGUUGAGGAGACUUGACUGGACUGUGGCGGGAAAGUACUAGACUCUUGGAAUGUUUUGGUGACUUUGAUGGUUUGAGUAGUUUACAUGAGAAAACCAACGUAUAGUAAACCGUAUAACGUCUGUAAAGUGUCUCUUAUGUUCAGAGUUUAUAUUCAUGGUUCUAGAGACGUACUGAAAGUUAUUUAAGAUCUGUGCUGUGUGUGCGUUUGAUGACACCCCCCACCACCACCCCACAAACACACACCUCCUUCAACAUCAAUCGAAUGUUUGAACUUGAUUUUAUGGAUGUAUUUUCAUGGUGCUUGAAGAACAUUGACAAUCCACAGUCAUGCAUUGAAAACAAGCCUCUCUUUGUCCCUUUUACACAGAGUUUCACGUCUGGAAUAUUCAGCUGUUGUUCUUGUGAUGUGUUGCCAACAAACCCUCUUUUGCUUGAACUGCUUUGCUACUUAGAAACGAAAUAUUGGAGCAUGUUUUCGCCAAAUGCCAUGUACUAUACUUGCUAUAAUCGUUUGACAAGUGCCACGCUACACAGGCCAUCUUCUGCUAGCUCCAUAUACUCAUACAUAACAAUAUUGAUAGAUGGCAUUUACUGCUGGUUCAUGAUUGCCAGCAUGAUGAAUACACCACUGCUUGAACAGAUUAUGCUGUUUACCUUCACAUUCAUACCAAUGUAACUACACAAUAUCUACCAAUAAGUUGCUAACUGUUAAAAUUGCUCAUUUAACGGCUGAUGCAUUCUCUCAGCUAGUCCAAUGUUCUCUGGACGGGGCUGCCAAGCAUUUACGUUUGUUUCACCUUUACAGUCAGAAAACAGCAGAACCCAUCUGUUGUCAUUCACCAUUGAUAUCUGAGGUGUGAUGAAUGAAAUGUUUCCGGUGGCGCUCUUGGAUGCAGCAUGCAAAGUGCUGAAAUGAUUUGACAAUGUUUAAUAACUAAAAGAAAAAAAAACAGUCACAACAUUAAAUAUAAUAUAGGAUAAAUAACGUACAAAUACUGUAGUGUAAAAUAAACAUUUUAUGUUUAAUGCACUGAUGACUGUAUCUUUAGUACACAAGUUGAGGGAGGAUGGUGUCCCCAAAAAGCGACGGGAAAUCAUCCCCCCUGUAAAACUGCCACCCCCCCAUGAGACCUCCCCUUUUUUACAGUAAAUGUUGGACAUAUAAGGAAACAAACUUUAAGCUAAAAAAAGGAAUCAAUCCUGUUCUGAUAUUGCUCUGAUGCCCCAUUAGCCUGCAUGGCAAACCGCAGCUUUGAAUUAUUAACGUCUCCGACUCACGACUCAACACAGCAUCACACUACGACCCGCAAUCACAACUAUGUCAUACAAAAAAGAAACAACACUACUGCUGAAAGCUCAAGCAACACGUCGCCUCCUACAGGUUCAUAUGGUGAUGUUUUGGGGGGCUGUUGCUCAGGCCAAAAAAUGGGACACACCAUCUCAAACAUAUUAGUGUUGUCACUGAAAUAACACACUCUAAUUUGUCUAUUGCCAUAUAUACACUAUGUAUUUACAAUGUUUAGAGCUCAUUUGUAUGCUGCUUAUCAGUGGUUUGCUCGUGUCACUGUCAAGAUAAAGGUUGCUGUGUCGCCUCCGGCUGAAGACAUUUAGAUUUAAUGCAUGAAAGUGAAGAGAGAUAAACUUUUUUUUUAAUCUAGAUUCUAACAAAAGAGAAAAAACAAUUAUGCCAGUUUUAUCAUCAAAGGAAGAAGGCUGGAGCCCGAGGACCAGUAGAGGUCUAUCUGUGCGCAUUGACCAUAUUCCAACUUCCAUCUUUUUUGGUACUGGUGACGCCACUGGAAACGUAGCUCUCUGUGCGCAAACUUCUGAAUGUUUUUGACAUCAAUUGUUAAUGGAAAAAAAAGAAGCCUAUUUAACAUCAUCAGUUGUUGGCAGCCCUGCUCCGAGAGGUUUUGAGAAGCCAAGAAAAUGGUUGUCCUCCACCGGUACUGUCAAACAGACUUACCUGCAGAGAAUGACAUCUAUAGCAUUUGGCUUGGAGCCUUCUGCCACUCGUUUUAUUUAGCACCAUCAGCACUUAUCAUCAUGCCCAAGUGUGCACCGUCUGUUACGUGUAAUGAUGAGAUGUUUCACAGUAAUAUUCUGGCGUCUCUGUGUAAAAGGGGCUCACGACUGUCUCCUCACACUUUAGGGUUUGUUUGUAUUAUUCGGGGGCGAACGUUUUUUUUGUCGUAAUUUAUCUUGCGUUAUUCUUCUGUCGCAGUUUUAGUCAGAUAAAAUGUACAAUUUUCUCUUCUGAAAUGAAUGUAAUUUAUUAUAACUGUGCUCCAUUCUGCAUGGGUGGUCACUUAGAGGUCUGACGUGUCUGCUCAGCCAAUGACACGUCAGCGCAGGACACCAGGGGCCGGGCUUAGUAAUGGACCCACCAAUGGAAAGCUCUAGUGGACCUUUCUUGCCUUCUCACAGACGGAUUCAAAAAUGUGAUCCUGGUGUCGCAGUAAUGAGCAUAGUCAUAGAGUUGCUUGUGUUGUUGACAAAUGUUUAUUGUAUAGACGACAUUUUACCAAAAAAGAAAAAAAAAGAUUUAAAAAAAAACAAAGACAGAUGUACUUUUCACAAUAGUAUCAUAGUAUUUCAUAAUAAUAUUAAGUUGUUGCUGUGGCAGCCAAAUGUUGCAACUACAGAAGUUUGGUAUUUUUGUAAAUGACGUUGUUUUGUUCUGUUUUGUUUGUUUUUUUCUAGGACACUGUACACACUAAGAUAUUAACAUUUCUUACUCUUCACUGAGAUUAUGACCCAGUAUUUUCAUUAGAACAGCCUCUAUAGCGCUGCACCGUAAAUAGAUUUACAAUCCUAAAUGUCACAUAGAUUAUAAAUAUAUAUUAUAUAUAAAGAAUAUAUAAAUAUAUAUAUAUAAGAGCUUCGUAAUCUAUAAAUUAUUUCGUUCUUAUGUGCAACAAGUACUAUGAAUAAGAACAAAUAUUGAAAUCUGUGUAUCACCAGUUAAAAAUUGCACUUUCUUCAUAAUUUUUAAAAAUGAUUUCAAAGGACCAUAUUCCAAUCGGGAGCGGGGAAGCCUUGUUUCAAGAUUAUUUCUCGUGAAAAUAACAGUGAAGUAGAGCCUGACCAACACUAACAUAGGGGCAGAUUUCCUAAAAGCUUGCUCGUCCUGAGACACGUACUGAUGCUGAAAAACAGGGUCUUUCAGACAGGUAAAAUGACAUGUGUGCUCCAGUCACUGCGAAGAGCGCUGGUUUGGGGAGGAGAAAUUGCAAGUUCUAUCGGAUGUUUUUGCAUUUCAAAUUUUGUCUUUUUAGAUGUCUUCGUUUAUUAACUUAUCUUUAAAAAAUAUAGAAAAUUGAUAAUACAGUGGUGGGGAAAAAUGUUUCCGUACAUCCCUAGCAUUCUACUGUGUGCUACAGGCACUUAUCCAGUCUUGAACACUUCCUCUUUUAUUUGUUGAUAGUGAUAUCGGCACUGUUGAGAAUUGACAUUUUGAAAUCGCCAAGAAUUUUUUCUUUUUUUUUUGUGACAUAAAGAAAAGAUUUUUCUAUUUCUGUGUCAAAUUUGAAGGGUGUCCAAGCACUUUUUUCCCUGCCAUGUUAGUGCUGUAUUGGCUCCGUAUGUGUCUGUCUAAACUGCUGGAAACAUGCGGUCUCUGAUUUGAAGAGGCGUGUCUCCAACACCUCACGCUCCACGCAUCCCUGAAGUACACACCACCCGGGAGCUUAGUAAAUCUGCCCCUAAAUGCUAACAGGUGUCCUGUUUGAAAGAUCAUGAUUAUCGCUAAUGUUCCUAAUUUUACAUUAAAAAAAAAAGGUUGCUGCAAUUGCUUUCUUAUCUGCAUAUGCGCGGCUAAACAUAAUUACAUAAUUAAACCACAGUUGACCUAAAAUAAACCUCAGCACCAACAAGAUGAUGGUUCAAAACAAGAGUUAACAUACAUUUGUUUUCUUCUGAAGAAUUACUCUUAACAACACUACAAUCAGACAAGUUGUUGAGUUUGUAUGCCGACUAGUCGACUGUCCAAACUGUCAUCAUUGCGGCCCUCAACCUGGUGACAGAACCCCCAAUAUCAACACUGCAAAACUGACAGCUCAAAAACAAGGUUUUGGUCAGGAUGUGCCUAACUGUCCAAGAUCAACAUUUAUUUCUUUGAUUCUUUGAUGAUGGCAACGAAUGACUGAUGUUUGAAAUUUCAAACGCAAGCACUUUUAAGAUGUUGGUCAACUGAGCGGGUUCAUCUUUCCUGGUUCUUUGCCUUAUCUUGAGUCCACCGUGCUUAAGGUGUAAUGUUUUCAAGGCUAAAAAAUCAAGGCUAAGAAAAUGUCCCCCUGAUGCCCUUUGAAAAGUUUUAUCUCAAAUAUUUCUCGUUUUUGUUUGUAACUAACGUGCACAUCAGACGACUGGAAGAAUGGGAAGCUUGAAAUUGACAGCGUCAGUCAGCAGAGGGCGCUGUACUGGAGACUACAGGUUACACUGUGCCAUCAUUGCUCCAGUGCAAAUGGCCAACAGGAAAAAAGAAUAAGCAUCGUGGGUUUGAAAAUAUUAAUGUAAUCAUUUCUAUCUGUAUUAUUUUGCAUAUAUUUUGUGCUAUUUUAUGUUUAUAUAGUCAAAAUUGUUUCUUUGGUUCAAGCGAGAUAAUGUAAAAUCUAUCGAAAGAAAUAAAGAAAAAUAUAAGGAAACAUGCAGUGUUGAUGGUUUAUUCUGUGUAUUUUGAUAAAUUCAGUUUUUCUAUAUUAUCGGCACAGAAAUACUCUUAAUUGACCAGAAUUGAUUUUCAGGUCUGGAUAAGUGACAUCAUGACCCCCAGUGAGAUUGUCCACUGAAGUAGCCGUAUGACAGAUUUACAUUGUG